This is a messenger RNA of Gilbertella persicaria, 1153 nucleotides long. RefSeq lists its product as uncharacterized. Gene Ontology annotation, cellular component: cytoplasm. Lineage: Eukaryota; Fungi; Mucoromycota; Mucoromycetes; Mucorales; Choanephoraceae. The record is from RefSeq and is a predicted model, not a curated record. Gene Ontology annotation, biological process: ubiquitin-dependent protein catabolic process. The transcript is spliced from 4 exons. The coding region runs from base 157 to 900 and encodes 247 amino acids. Gene Ontology annotation, molecular function: ubiquitin conjugating enzyme binding; ubiquitin binding.
AUGCAGCGUUUGGCAAUAGCAAAGCGAACACUAGAUGAUACAAGUACGAACAUUGAACCAAUAAAAAGCGAGCAUUGAUCGGAGACAAAAAGGAAUUUAAUUCUGAGGAAAACGAACAUUGCACAUAAAAGAAGCACCUCUUUUUCUCUAAUCGCCAUGUCUGAACCUCAAACUAAACCUACUGAAGACUUGAUGCAGUCUACACAGGAACAACAGGAAAUCACACACAACGAACAAGCACCAGCAUCUGCUCCUGAAUUAUCAGGUCCUCUCAAGACAUUGAAAGACGCCUUUCCAGACUUGGAUAUUGAAAUUAUUCAAACUAUUCUAGAUAGCCAAGGAGGCAACUUGGAUAGUGCUUUUGAAGUAUUGCUUGGUAUGUCGGACCCCUCUUACAAGCCAGAGCCAGGACAAGUAGACAACGCAAGCCAGUUACAACAGGACGAAGCCUAUGCAAGACAGUUGGCUCGUGAAGGAGAUGCUCAUUAUCCUCAAAACAACAAUGUUAAUAGAGACAAUGAACCCUUAUUCAACUUUCAAGAACUACCUAUGAUCAAAGAAAAGGUCAUUGAGGCGGGCACAGCUGCAAAGAAUAAGAUCAUGAAUCUUUACAAUCAAUUUAUGGCAAGCACUUCUGAGCAACCUAGAGAACCCAAUAGGAACAAUACAAGACUUGCUGAUAACAAUGACGUAGAUUUGUAUGGAAGUGAUCCCACGUUAAAUGUACCCAGACAUACAACCUCUACACCCAAAGAACAAUUGAGAUCAGAUGAAGAUUUUGCUAGACAACUUGCAUUAAAUCAAGAUACACACAGUGAACAAAAUGAGCAAAAUGAGCAAACUGAGCAAAAUGAAGGUAAUAAAAACAACAAAGAAACAGGUGCUCAAAUGACUAUCUAGUAACUCUUUCUGCUGUGGAACAUCAUCAUGACUUAGAUGACUUGCUUAAUAAGCCUGAUAAGAACAACGCUUUAACAAAUAACUAAAUCUUUCUUAUUUCUAACUCUGCAUAAAUGUAUAGAUUUCAAAAAUACAAUUGCUAUGAGCUUUAUCUCUCUUUUCUUUUCAUUCUGUAAUGUAUUUGGUUAUUGGUUUUUCUUUUGUUUGAUAAACGAACUUGUUUAUCGUUAUAAAGUGAACAUGAUCUUUUUUC